This is a messenger RNA of Branchiostoma belcheri (Belcher's lancelet), 7719 nucleotides long. RefSeq lists its product as uncharacterized. The transcript has 8 exons. NCBI's taxonomy places the organism in Eukaryota, Metazoa, Chordata, Leptocardii, Amphioxiformes, Branchiostomatidae. Bases 1 to 7719 code for a protein of 2572 amino acids. The record is from RefSeq and is a predicted model, not a curated record. Gene Ontology annotation, biological process: Fas signaling pathway; extrinsic apoptotic signaling pathway via death domain receptors. Gene Ontology annotation, cellular component: PML body; mitochondrion. Gene Ontology annotation, molecular function: transcription corepressor activity.
AUGAGUGAAAGAGGGAGGGGGCUGGUGGAGGAACAGAGUGUGAUGAGCUCCAUGGAUCUGUAUGAAGACAUAAUUGAGGAGGAACGAGAAAAUGAAAAGUUUGAGGAGUUACGAAGUGAGGUGACUAAGACAGCAGGACAGAUGGAGGAUCUGAUGGCUCAGAUGGAACACGUACAGACAGAGAAACAGUCCCUUGCCGCAGAGAACCGGGCGCUGAAGAAGAACAUCUCUGUUCUGUUUGUCACGGCCAAGUCAGAACUGGACAGGAAACAGAAGGAGAUCGCACAACUCAGGGCUGAUCUGGACAUGCUCCGAAUGAGAAGAGGUGCACCCAGGAUCCCUCACUCCACCAGGCCUUUUGACAACAGAAGUGACCACAGCAGACCUGGACCUUCUGGAAGAGAGUCCACAAUCACACGAGAGGCCAGUUCAACUCACAGGGAUGUGGCAGACAGACAGCCUGGCGGCUACAGACAGAACUAUCAGCAGGGAGAAUCUCCAGAAAGAGACAGGAGUAGGAGGGAAGGAGCAGGUGUGGCAAAGUCACAUCCUGACAGAAACUUUAGAAGUUCCCAGUCUCCUGAGAAAGACCAGGACACGAGAAUUGGUAUCAGAGACAGGACAGGUCACUCCAAACCUGCAAAGUCUGAUCUGAAAAGUAGAGAUACAAAACAGCAGACAGGAGAUAAAACAGACAGAUCAGCUGGGGAAGGAAGUACGCCCCGGCAGGCAAGCCAAGACCGGGACAAACUGAAGAGAAAAGAAACAGAAGAGAUAAAAAAUAUGGAUGGGAAAACAGAAGAACGUGUUCAAGAAAGAAGUAAGUCAGUUGGAGAAAGAACUGGCCCACACACACCAACUUAUCCUCACCCUGACUCUGAGCAGGAGGCCACAGUGGGCCAAGCAUGUCUUAAGGAACCUGUGCCUGCAGGUUCUAAGACUCCUCCAGAUCCUUACCCAUAUGAGGAUGCUGCCCACAGUGGGAAAUUAAGAAAUGACUCUGAAAAGCAUCACAAGCAAGAAGGAGGAAGACACAAGGUGACAGGAGAUGAUAUUAAGAAUAGAAAACAUUCUAAGGAAAGGCAGAAAGAUUCUGCCAACUGUUCAUCUGGUAGCAAGAGCCUCUGUAGUCGUGAAAAUAGCUUAGAAGAUAAGAAAAAGGAUAACAAGCAAGAAGGAUACAGAAACAAGAUGUCAGGGCAUGAUGAGGGUAGAGGACAUUCUGGGGAAGGGAAAAAAGAUUCUGCUUACUGUUCAUCUGGCAGCGAGAGCCUCGGUAGGCACAGUCGUGAAAGUAGUUCAGAAAAUAAGAGAAUGGAAUGUGAAAAGGACAAAAGGAGAGGCGAAGACUCUAGAUAUGACUCAAAAACAAGGAAACGAACCAGGCAUGCAUCUAGAGAAAAACAUCAGAAGGAGGGAAGAAGCAGUAAUGAAAAAAGUUUAGAGCGCAAUAGAGAGGAGCUUGAACCAGACAGAAGGAGGGAGAACAACAUCUCUCCUGGGGACUUGAGACAGAAACUAAGUCAGAACAAACACUCCAGAGAUAAGUCAAAAGAGAAAUCUUCUAAUGACAGUAAAAAAGGGGACCACGACAAAAGGAAGGCAGUUGAACAGAAAGAACAUAACUCAAGGAAAAGCAAAGAAAGUAGACAUGGGAAGGAGCCAAGUAGCAGAAUAACAGAGAGGGGGAGAGAGAGGCACAGGGAUGAGGGAAGAUCUACAGAGAGAUACAGAAGUAAUAGCAGGCUGCAGAGGGAGGGAAGGAGGAAAGGAGACAAAAGUGAACGUAGCCAACUUCCUGGAGACACCAGGGAACCUCAGAAAAGAAAGAGGUCAUCUUCAGGCGAGCAUAGACAUCUUAAAGAAAGAAGAAAAGUGUCACCUCCAAGGAAAAAGCAAUAUGAGAAGGACCGAGAUGGGCGUGAGCAGUCCAAGGAAAAGAAACAGUCCAGCUCAAGACAAAAGGACAGGUCUGAGGGAAGAAAAAAGGAGAGGUCAAGACAUAGAAGCAGCGAAAGGUCAAACAGUCUACAUGACUACAGUAAGGAGCCUGACAGAAGGGGCCAUAGGUCAAAGUUCGUGAACUACAGAGACAGGUCAGAAGACAGAGACAGUGGCCCCGACAGUCAGCGAUCUCUGAGUGUGGAGACUGACUCAUCAUUGGGAAGCAGUUCAGCUGGUAGCACUGCUGAUGUUCAGAAACACUUACCUACUAGCUUUGAGGGCUCCCUUCACUCUUCUAGGAGUAGAGAAGCCAGACAGCAAGGCAGGGUAGCAGCUUUGACAAGUCCUGAUAGAGGCAGUUCUUUCAAUGAAGAGCCCAUUGAAACUGAUGCUAUGGGGGAAGGGACAGAUGCUUUAGACAAACAAGACACAGCAGUGGAAAGUCAGAAACAUUACAAGGAUGGUGAUAAACUGAAAGAGAAAACAGACCAUCCUACCAGUCCUCACAGAGGCAGAGCUGACAGAGAAAAGACCAUACAUAACAGCCCUGACUGUGCUACAGAAGCAGGAAGCAGCCAGCAGCAGCCAGUAACAACAGGUCAUCAGCUCCAGGAGAAACCUGAUGAGAGUGAGAUGGAGGAAGAAGUUACCAGCACCACGACAGAGCAGCCUGACAGAGGAGCAGAUGUGAGAGUCAGGGUUGAUUCUGACAGCUGUGCUGAAGAGCUGGGCUCGAUUCUGGCUCCCGUAAAGAGGAAAAGAGAGGAUGUCACACAGGGACACAUCACCUCACCUGCUUCUAAAAAGAAAAAGGCUGCUCAGAACACUCCAACAAAGAAGGGAAGGCUUUCUCCAAGGAAGAAUGUGAAGCGAAGUCCUUCUAAGAAAGUCAAGUGUAGUCCUAAGAAGUCUCCUCAAAAGAUUGCUCAAGAAGUUGCAGAGUCUGAAAUCACUCCAAACAUACCUGUGUCUCCUCAAAAGACUCCUAGGAAGUUAGUCAAGUCUCCUCAAACAUCUCCUAAGAAAGUCACCAUGUCUCCUCAUGACACUUCAACAAAGAAAGUCUUCAAAUCUCCACAAAAGACACCCAAGAAGUCAUCAGCCACUCCUAAGAAGAAGUCUAAGUCGCCGCGGAAGACAGAAAACCUCGUGGAGAAGUGUAGAAGCAUCGUCUGGACGGGGAAGAGCGCUAAGGGAAAAACCGUCAACCUCUUCCACAUCGAGUAUGAGACAGCGGAGAACGCGGCGCGUGAGAUAUUCCGUAACUCCCCGCUCCUCAGCCCGGUGAAGCCCCCCACCCCCCAGCUCAACCUGAGUGCCAGGAGCAGCGACCUUGAACUCCCCAGCGGUGAGGAGUCCUGCAGCCUGCCGCUCCCCGCCAUCAGCGCUCAGCUCAAGACUGACAAGCGGGACAUGGAACAGCCCAUACCUUCUUAUCAUGGCAGCCUCAGUUUCAGCAGCUUUCAUGGCAACACAGACACUAAUUUGAAAAGUUUCAAUCAAACAGAAAAGGUGAACCAACAGGAAAAAGAGCAGAGUUUACCAGAGAGUUUAAAAAGUGGGAUGUCAUCCCAGCUUCCAUUUGUGCCAAGUGAAGACACCAGCAGAAGUGGUGGUUCCUCCUUAGAGGAACAAGACUUUUCUCAGACAGUUGUCCCUUUUAGCGGAGGGUCUGAGGUCUUGGAGACACGAGAACCUGUGUCAGCCCUUCUCUCCACAAAGGAAGUGAAACAGCAGACAAACUCUGAAUCAACUGGGCCUUUUGAGGUCAGCAUAAUUGCUGAGUCUUCUACCCCAGAUUCAGAACUCAAAGACAACGUGCAGACCCAAGAUGGCCACGCAUCUCCACAAAAAGGGGGAGAGGAGAAAGAGGACGAUCUCACUUCAACAGAGGACAAUGCUGCUGAGGAUGGUAAAAAAGCAACUGUUGCAGAAGAAAGGGAAGAGCUGCCCUUGAGAACUGAUGAGGAACUCAGGAGAAGUGUUGAGACCAGCUUACUCAGCAUCAGUAAUGAGUUUGACUCCAGUACAGCAAACCUUUCCAAUGAGGAGCUCUUUGCUGUAGAGGUGCUGGCCCAACUUGCUGCUGCCGCUAAGACCCCAACCCACAGUCCUGUGAAACCUGCAUUUUCCCUUCAACAGGCAUCCCCUUGGAAAGGAGGGACUGAAAAACAAAAAGGCGGUGCCAAGAAAAGCCCAAUGAAGGUGGCUGUGACAGGGUCAACACCCUACAGGUUGUUCUCCCCUGGGAGAUUGGAACCUACCAUUGCAGCAGAAGUUGAGGUGGGGUCAGGGUGUACUCCGAAAAAAGGCUCAAGGCAGAGAAAGUAUGGAAUGGAUUCACCCUUUAUUCCCCCACAACCAUCAGCCUUGGGCAGCAAGAAGGAAAAGGCAUAUAAGAAGAGCACUGACAAAGGCUCUAAGAAAACAGAUGAAAAGAAGAAAAGGGACAGAAAGGAGAAGCAGUCAGCAGAAGUUUUAGCAAUACCUGAACAAGACAGUAAAGCCAAGAAGACAAAAGUCCCACCACAGGAAGUCAAACCUUUAAGAUCUAGCCCAAGGAAGCCACAGGGUAAGACAGCUGAUGCUGCAAGAUUUCCAAGAAAAAGCCCUAGAAAGCCAAGUACUGUGACUUCAGUUGAAUCCACAGAAGAAGCAGCAGUAGUAGACAUCAGCCAACAGAAAACGAAAGGUAGUCUGCAAGAAAACCAGACACUGAUGACACACCACAAGGAAGCCAGAAAAACAAGCACAAGUUCAUCUGUAGCGAGAUCAAGUGAUCACAAUACAGAAUCAGCAUCAUACUGUGUGUGGCAAACUAGACAAACACCUGAGAUGGAGGGAGAAUCAACACUUACAGACUUAGAGAAGAACAGUUGGGCAGACAGACUGCCACAUGACGACCUAGAAGACAUGCCUAAUAUGAUUGUCCUCUCCCCCAAAUCAAAUGGAUUUCAGACUCGGUUAAUGAAGAAAAAUGUCGCACAAAGUGAAACGUCUGCACACGAUCGUUCAGAGGCAAACAAACCUUCCCUUGUUGGUAAAAUUGAAACAACUAACAACAAACAAAUUAUCAAUAGUACUCCAGAAACAAUACAGAGUGAUUCAAAAUCAAAUCAGAAGGAUUUGCUGACUGUGCCAACUUCAAGCAAGCAACGUGUUUCAACAGACCUGCAGCAAGCAGCAAGUCCUAAAGUUCAUGAUGUAGAAAACAAUAAAGAAACAGUGCCAGAUGACAGCUCAAGCAAACAGAUACAAAAACAACCAGUCACAAGUACUUCUUCUCUACUGCACCCCCCUCACAACAGGCCAAGCACAAACCUUGGAGAGAAGUCUGCACCAAAUCAAACUUCAAAAUACAUCAGUACUGGUACACCAGCCAGGCAGCAUGGGGAGGGGGGCAGAGUGGAUUCAUCAGCCAGUAAGGGUGACAGCAAGGUGUCAAAGGAAUUAGAACCAAUGCAGACAGGAGAAACAACAGAGAGCCUUGCUGCUACUGCUAGUACUGAAGAAAAUGAGGCUCCUCUUGGUGACCACAACGUGGGAAGAACUGAUAAGUCACAGACUACGCUGAAACAAGAAAUCAACACAGGGAAGUCCACAUUGGGUGAGGAAGAACUAGAGGUUGCUGUCAAACAUGGCGUACAAACCAGUGCUAAACCACAGCCACAGACUUCCCUGUCACCAGAUACAGACGUGGAAGAGGAAAUGGAGGAAGGAGAAUGCACAUCAUCAGAUGAAGAAGAACUAGACACCACUGUCUUGUUGCCUUGUAGCACGUCAGAAGAGAACGCAGCCCACAACUCCAUCGAGACGGCGGCUUCCUUCAACAGCGACACCAGCCUGCCCCGCCCCUCCACACCCACCGGGCUCCGUCAGGAGAUGACCUUGGAUCAGUUCUCUGUCCUUGACCCCGAUGACCUGCGGUGCCAGAGCGCCAUGUCCAUCGACGUGCGUCUCAUCCCGUCCACCCCUUCCGGGAAAAUGGGCCCACCCAGCAGAGGGGCAACGCCCUCGGGUAAAGACGAUGCUUCGACACCUGGGAAGUCAAACCCAGCUCUGCCGAAGACACCUGCGGAGAAAAGGCAGUCAGGUGCAUUCCGACAGCUGUUCAACUCUCCACCAGGUGGAAGGUUUGCCAGCACACCUGCCGCUGAGAGACCGAAGCCGCCAAGGUUCCAACUAGACAUGUCAGUCAUUGGCACAGGUAAAGAAGAAGACAGUCAGCAACUGGGCACACUUGUAGUCAGUGAAAUAGCAGAUAAAACUAGGCAGGACAUCGGGGAUACUUCAAGGAAAGCAGACACAGUGAAGCAAUGUGAGACAGUUGAUACAGCAGUACAGGGUAACAGCAAGCUGCAUACAAAGGAUUUGAAACACUUUGAGACAGACAAAAUGCACAGGCAAACAGAGAAAGAAAGGAAGACGAGUGGUGAGAAGAAGACCUGGACUUUGCCUGGAAGUGGGAGAGUUAACACAACCAUUGCCUCCUCACCCAAAUUAGCUCCCCCCAGAAGAUUGCCCAGCAAAACAGAUGCCUUCAGAAAACACCUUGCUGAUGAAAACUUGAAGAAAGAUAGUGAAGAUACAAAACAGCAGACAGAAGAAAGUCAUAAGAAGAUGAAGUGUGUGCAAACACCAGAAAAAAAUAUGAAAAGGAAAGACUUGGAUCCUUCUGACUUCUUCCCAGAUGUAUCAAGUGAUGAAGACGAUGUCUCAGACGGUCUGGGAGAUCAAGAAGAACCAAUGGAGGUACCAGUACCUCUUCCUGAGAGCAAGGCAUCACUUACAGACCCCCAGCUUGACAGACCCUCCAAGCUUGCUCAUGCCAUCAGACAUUCAGACACUCCCAAACCAGCCACAGCAUCCACUCUGUGCAAAGACGUUGUCAUCCAAGGGCCAAUGCCUCCAAACUCAUCUGCAGAUGGUAUAUUCCGAGUUCCCCUCCCUCCUAUGAAUCGUGAACCACCCCCUCAGCCUGCAAAUGUGUCGCAGCCAACACCGCCAGUUUAUGUUGCAGAGAGACCUGUCAUCAAGCUGAACAAGUUCUCGUAUGCUGCAAUCUGUGCACUGGAGGCAAACUACGGGUACGAGUGGCUGUGGCCAGUCAAACCACAGGCACAAGAGUCGCUACCAACUAAACAGGAGCCAGACUUCUUAUCAUCAACAACAGGAAAUAUUUGGUACCAAGCAUUCGGCUCUCCCAAGGCAGCAGCUCAGAAUACAGAAAUGUCUGAAACUCAGAAGACUACAGCACACAAGGAGAAGGGCACAGGUGUGGUGAAGAAGUGUCUUGAAGUAAAUCACCAAGAAGAAGAUGAAGACUUGUCAGAGGGAGAAAUUGUCAGUGAUGAUGAGGACGCCACAGUAGUGAAAUCUUCUGGUACAUCAUCUUACAGAGACAGUCACUGUAGGGAGAAGCUGUAUACUGGCACUUCUAAACAAAAUGAGGGCAGUUCUGCAAGACAAAACAACAGGCAACACAGUGAACAAAGGGUAAAGGAUGAUAGACAUUCACACAGAAGUCAGAAAACAUCGGACAUGAAACGUGACAGAAAACACACGGAGCACAGCCGCCACGGCUCGAGAAGACCAACCUCAGAAGAGGUCAGGUUGAGAGAACAGAACUAUAAGGAGGGCUGGGGGAGGGGGGACAGGGGGAGGACUGAGCACGGGAGAGGGGAGAAGGUGUCCCGGGACAGAGCUCCAGCAUCAUGGGAAGGAGAGCAAGUCUCUAGAAAGGCAAGUAAAGUUGAAAGGAAAGCCAGAAGAUGA